This is a messenger RNA of Fusarium poae, 1485 nucleotides long. RefSeq lists its product as uncharacterized. The record is from RefSeq and is a predicted model, not a curated record. Bases 1 to 1485 code for a protein of 494 amino acids. The transcript is spliced from 3 exons. NCBI's taxonomy places the organism in Eukaryota, Fungi, Ascomycota, Sordariomycetes, Hypocreales, Nectriaceae. Gene Ontology annotation, molecular function: zinc ion binding; DNA binding. Gene Ontology annotation, biological process: DNA-templated transcription.
AUGCAGCAAUUACAGGAGCAGCUUGUCGAGUACAAGGAACAAGAAAUGGCACUCGAAAUCUCGACAACAUCACAAGAUAUCUCCUUCAGUGAUGAGUUUAUCGAUACUGAGAACUCGGCCAACAGCAUGAAGCUUCCCCCAUUGGAACAGACCAUGUAUAUGACUGGAAUAUUCCUCAACACCUUCAACUCAAUGCUUCCUCUUUUUCAUGCUGACUCACUUCUACGUCUUAUCGGAGAAACGUACGCUGUCCAGCCACGACAGCGUGAUCCUGUCUCAUGGGCUGCAAUCAACGUUGUGCUAGCUCUGGCGCGUCAGCAGAUGCCUGAUCAAAGCGAGAUGGGUACUGAGUAUGGUACAACAAACGAUUACAUAAAAAAAGCCCAAUCGGUUAUUUGGACUGUGACGCUUGGCGAAACUGGCCUACUCAACAUCCAAACACUGAUCGGUAUGGCCAUGUUACUACAAACAGCCGACGACAUAACCCCAGCGCUGGUCAUCAUAUCAGCAGCUAUGCGCCUGAUUCAUAAGAUGGGACUACAUAACCGUUUAUCCACAGAGCAUUUGAUCCCGCCUGAGCAGAUACAACAUGCCAACGUCUUUUGGUUGGCUUACAUAGUGGACAAAGAUUUGAGUCUGCGAGCAAAACAACCUUCGAUACAACUUGACGACGAUAUCGAUCUAGAUUUGCCAGUAGAACUCCCAGACAUUUGCGGUAGUGGUGCUGAAGCUGGCAUUGUUACUACCGUCAACGGAAAUGCCAGGCUCAACUAUUUCCUUGCUCGCAUACAACUAGCCAAUAUACAGGGCAACGUUUACGAUCACCUCUACUCCACGCGAGCAUCAAAGAGAACACCAGAAGAAAGAAAGGUAUUAAGAGAAAGAAUCGUCAGAGCUCUUGAUAAUUGGAAAGCAUCGAUCCCCCCAGACUUGAAUGGGGCCAAUGUAGUCGCCACCACGAGUAACAACCCUUCGGUGGCACCCUUUUUCUGUAUCCUUCAUACCCGAAGUCUCUUGUGCCUGAGUUUGAUCACCAGAUCACACGCUUGGGAUGAGCAAUGGGUCGGCAGCAUACGGGAUCACGGAAGAGGCACGCGAGUGCUGCAGCUGCCAACUGAGUGGACGGUGAUGAUUGAAGAAGCUAGAAAUUACAUGAUACUAUAUGAGCAGCUACACCAGAAAUACAGCUGGCUGAAAUGGUUUGCUGCGUGCACAUACAUCUCAUCCAUGGUUCUUCUAACGGCAAACAACCUGAACGACUUUGGCCACGCAGACUUCGCUCAGGAUACAGGCCGAAUUGAGAGGGGGCUUGCAUGGUUGCAGAAUCACUUUAGAGACAAUCCAUGCAAGAUGUCUAGUAUGCUUGGUGAUAUCUGCACAGAAGCUGUGGAAGUAAUGAAACAAAGACGUACGAACGGAAUUGCUGCGACUGUUGACAAUGAUUGGCUUGCAGGGCUUCUGGAUGAUAGAGGAUCGAUCUGGUGA